CCCAGAUGAUUCAGGCGGUGUGGGAAGACCCCAUACUUCUGGACCCUGAAGACCCCUGAGAGGGUGACAGGGGGAGGGAAGCAGCCGUGAGAGCCGCCCACCCCGGACCCGGGAAUCGCGGCCAGCAAACGUGAUAACCUGCCAGGUGCCCGCCCAGCCUCAGCCGCCCCGGGAUGCCCGUGGGCGGGGCCUGGGCAUCGCCCCGCCCCCGCCGCCCGCCACUCGGGUCACCUGACCUGCCGCCGGCUCACGUGAUCCGUCCCCUGCGCCGCCAUUUUGGAGCUCCGAAUGAGGAGGGGGAAAGCGGGGGGAAAAAGAGGGAAAAGAGCCGGGAGAGAGGUGGGCGAGGACGAGGGCGAGGGCACGGCCGGGUCCUAGCCGGCUAAAGGAGGCUCGCGGAAGCAGCAGCCGCCACCCGACCGCAGCUGGAUUUUGAAGAUUGAUCCAGGGGACUGUAUUAAUUUCAGGAAUUGAUUUGAAAGACACUGGCUCUGACAGUUAACAGCCAUGUAACCUUGGAUAUGGAAGACGGCAGCAGUGUUGCCAUGUUGGUGCCAGAUAUUGGAGAACAAGAAGCUAUAUUGACUGCUGAAAGUGUCAUCAGUUCCUCAUUGGAAAUUGACGAUCAAAGAAAAGCUAAAGAAGAUCCAUUGAUCCAUGUUAUCCAGAAGUUAAGCAAGAUAGUGGAGAAUGAAAAGUCACAAAAAUGUCUCUUAAUUGGAAAAAAACGGGCUCGUUCAAGUUCCACAACUCGCUCCCUUGAAACACAAGAUCUGUGUGAGAUUCCAGCCAAAGUAGCCCAGUCACCUGCUGCUGAUAUUAGAAAAGCUGAAAUGUCACAAACAAACUUUACACCCGAGACUCUUACCCAAAGUGAUGGCAAGGCUAUGUCUUACCAGUGUAGCCUCUGUAAGUUCCUCUCAUCAUCUUUUUCUGUGUUGAAAGAUCAUAUCAAGCAGCAUGGUCAGCAGAAUGAGGUGAUAUUAAUGUGCUCAGAGUGCCAUAUUACAUCAAAAAGCCAAGAAGAACUUGAAGCUCAUGUGGUGAAUGACCAUGAAAAUGAUGCCGACGGUCACACCCAAAGCAAGACCCAGCAGUGCGUGAGUCCGUCGGCCUCCUUAUGUCAGAGGAGCAUAGAAAGAAAGGCUGAACCCAUUCCUGAUGUCCCAGUAAAGGUGGACAGUCCACAAACUCAGACCGUCCAGAGUGCACCCGUGGCAGAAAUGGGAAGGAGGAAAUGGUAUGCGUAUGAACAGUAUGGCAUGUAUCGAUGCUUGUUUUGUAGUUAUACUUGUGGCCAGCAGAGAAUGUUAAAAACUCAUGCUUGGAAACAUGCAGGGGAAGUUGACUGUUCCUAUCCAAUCUUUGAAAAUGAAAACGAGCCCCUGGGUUUGCUGGAUUCUUCGGUGACCACCACACCUGGUAGGGUCGACGCAGUAGUGAUUGCUAUCGGAGACAGUGAACUGAGUAUCCACAAUGGGCCGUCGGUACAAGUGCAGAUUUGCAGCUCAGAAGCACUAUCAUCUUCAUCUCCUUUAGACCAGGGUGCAGAAGGAAGAGUACACUUAAGUCGGUCAGUUACCCUUGACCCUAAUGAGGAAGAAAUGCUAGAGGUAAUUUCUGACACAGAGGAGAAUCUCAUUGCUGAUAGCCUGCUUUCCUCAGCACAGAAAAUCAUUAGCAGCAGCCCAAACAAAAAAGGGCAUGUUAAUGUGAUUGUGGAACGUUUACCAGGAGCAGAAGAAAGCCUUUCCCAGAAACAUUUCCUCAUGAAUUCUGACAUUGAAGAGGGGAAGAACCUGAAUCCAGCCGAGGCCCCAAGCGAGUGUGAAGGCACAGAGGACAUGUACCAUGCUGAUAAAUGUACUGUUGAUAUCGGGGGCUUGGUCAUAGGCUGGGGUAAUCCAGAGAAGAAAGAAGAGUUGAUAAAUAAAAGCCUGGCCACUGAUGAGAAUGCCCCACCAGGCCGCAGAAGAACAAAUUCCGAGUCCCUCAGGCUACACUCCUUAGCUGCCGAAGCCCUGGUCACAAUGCCUAUACGAGCUGCAGAGCUAACCAGAGCCAACCUUGGGCACUAUGGGGAUAUAAACCUCUUAAAUCCAGACACUGGGCAAAGGCAAGUGGACAGUACAUUGGCGGCAUAUUCAAAAAUGAUGUCACCGCUUAAAAACUCUGCAGAUGGGUUGACUAGUUUUAACCAAAGCAACUCUACCUUGGUAGCACUCCCAGAAGGAAGACAGGAACUGUCCGAUGGGCAAGUUAAGACAGGUAUCAGUAUGUCCUUACUCACUGUAAUUGAAAAAUUGAGAGAGAGAACAGACCAAAAUGCUUCAGAUGAUGACAUUUUGAAAGAGCUGCAAGACAAUGCCCAAUGCCAACCCAGCAGCGACGCGAGUUUGUCAGGCAACAACGUGGUGGAGUAUAUCCCCAGUGCCGAACGGCCCUACCGCUGCCGCCUGUGCCACUACACGAGUGGGAACAAGGGUUACAUCAAGCAGCACUUGAGAGUCCAUCGGCAGAGACAGCCCUACCAGUGUCCCAUCUGUGAGCACAUAGCUGAUGACAGCAAAGACUUGGAGAGCCACAUGGUCAACCACUGCAAAACAAGAAUAUACCAGUGCAAGCAGUGUGAAGAGUCUUUCCAUUAUAAGAGUCAACUGAGAAAUCAUGAACGAGAACAACACAGCCUUCCAGACACCUUGUCGAUAGCAUCUUCUAAUGAGCCAAGAAUUUCCAGUGAAGCAACUGAUGGAAAAUGUGUUCAGGAAGGGAAUAAAUCUUCAGUCCAGAAACAGUACAGAUGUGACGUGUGUGAUUACACAAGUACAACCUACGUUGGCGUCAGAAACCACAGACGAAUCCAUAACUCUGAUAAGCCAUACAGAUGCUCGCUGUGUGGCUAUGUGUGCAGCCAUCCUCCUUCUCUGAAGUCCCACAUGUGGAAGCACGCAAGUGACCAGAACUACAACUACGAGCAAGUGAACAAAGCUAUCAACGACGCCAUUUCCCAGAGUGGCAGGGUUCUAGGGAGAACCCCUGGAAAGACUCCAGUUAGUGAAGAGAGAGCUGACCCGGUCACUGGAAGCUCAGAAAAUUUGGUGUCGUCUUCAGAGCUCAUUUCCCAGGCCCCUGGUGAAGUUGUAGAUCCCAACCAGAAUGAGAAACUGAGCCCUACAAGUAAUACCUCAUAUGGUUUAGAAAAAAACUCCAGUCUAGCCCCUCCUGGUAUGGAGUAUUGUGUUUUACUCUUCUGCUGUUGUAUUUGUGGUUUUGAGUCAACCAGCAAAGAAAAUCUUUUGGAUCACAUGAAAGAGCAUGAGGGUGAGAUUGUAAACAUCAUCUUAAAUAAGGACCACAACACAACUGUAAACACGAGUUAAGGGGGGCAAUCCCUCGGAGAGGAAGAAGGCAGAAGAGCAUCUCUGUAAGCUACAGCCUCACCUUUGUUGUCAGGUAGCUGACCUCCCAGGCGCAGAAAGAGUUGGUCUGGUUUUCAGAAGUGACAGGUGCGACUUUGAAACGAAACCUGCUGUAAAGUGAAUUCCA
This is a messenger RNA of Ochotona princeps (American pika), 3546 nucleotides long. RefSeq names its product zinc finger protein 507 (gene ZNF507). NCBI's taxonomy places the organism in Eukaryota, Metazoa, Chordata, Mammalia, Lagomorpha, Ochotonidae. Gene Ontology annotation, biological process: regulation of DNA-templated transcription. The coding region runs from base 522 to 3380 and encodes 952 amino acids. The record is from RefSeq and is a predicted model, not a curated record. The transcript has 7 exons. Gene Ontology annotation, molecular function: DNA-binding transcription factor activity, RNA polymerase II-specific; RNA polymerase II cis-regulatory region sequence-specific DNA binding. Gene Ontology annotation, cellular component: nucleus.